CCAUACUCUUGCUGGGUGAGUCAAGAUUUCAGUAGGCAUUAGGUGUGAUCUGUGCCAAGAAAGAACAUCCGCUUACCAUAUUUAUUUUUUAUUUAGUUAAUGUAGACUUAGUCAUUUAAUUUUAUCAUUUGCUUGGUGAACUCAGUUUCACUGAAGGUAAUUUUUCUAAUAUUUAUAUUCACGUAACGUUUCUGUGAACAUGUUCCCUGAGGGCAGUAUCGGGUACAGCUAUGAGGAAUGCAGGGCUAUAGCUGACUGGCUGCUGACUCAGACUGCUGUGCGCCCCCUGGUGGGUAUUGUGUGUGGCUCAGGGCUGGGUGGACUAGCUGACCUUCUAAAAGACCAAGUGGCUUUCAACUACAGAGACAUCCCCAACUUCCCCCAGAGCACAGUGCACGGCCACGCUGGGCGGCUGGUGUUUGGGACUCUGAAAGGGAGGCCAUGCGUCUGCAUGCAGGGUCGCUUCCAUCUCUAUGAGGGAUACCCCAUUCAGAAGAUUACUCUGCCCAUGCGCAUAUUUAAGAUGCUGGGUGUGAAGACCGUGAUCCUAACGAAUGCUGCAGGGGGCCUGAAUCAGGACUUCAAGGUGGGAGACAUCAUGAUCAUCAAAGACCACUUAAACAUGCCUGGAUUUGCUGGCAACAACCCCUUAACAGGACCCAACGAUGAACGGUUUGGUGUGCGGUUCCCCUGCAUGUCUGAUGCAUACGACCGCGAGCUACUCCAGAUGGCCAUGGACGUGGGCAGCGAGCUCGGCUACAGCGACUUCCUCCGCGAGGGCGUGUACUGCGCGCUGGGCGGCCCCUCGUUCGAGACCAUCGCAGAGUGCCGCAUGCUGCACAAGCUGGGCGUCGACGCUGUCGGGAUGAGCACAGUCCACGAAGUGAUUGUGGCUCGUCACUGUGGCAUGCGGGUCUUCGCCCUGUCUCUCAUAACCAAUCAGGCAGUGAUGGACUACGACAGUGAGGAGAAGGCCAAUCACAACGAAGUUCUGCAAACAGCCAAACAGAGGGCGCAGCAGCUGGAGAAGCUGGUGUCCACCAUGGUCAUUCGCAUGAAGCACAACAACAACUACUCCUAAAUGAAACACGGGGCAAACGAACACCAAAGCAAAGCGUUGGAAAAUUAUCCAAAACCAAGACACACAUUUUCCACACGGGGUUGCUUACAGCAGGCUACAGAGCUGUGGAACAUUCAGAUAGUCACUACAGAGUCAUUAUUGGUAGCAAGUAGCACAAAACUUUGUUCUAUUCCUCUUAAUCCUUCAUAGCAUGUUUUAGUAUACUCCAAAAUAGGCAGCAUCGUGUGUUGUAGAUUCUUUGGUGAAUUCUGUCUGCUCUAUAUCACCUUCUCCUGAUAACAGAAGAGAUCUGAUGUACAUUCCCUUAGUAGGCAAUAUAAAAUGCCAUACUGCAGAUAAUCAUGUAAAUGCAAUUUAAUAAUUUAAUACUGAGACAUUUAUUUUUAUUAAUCUUAUGUUUAAACUAAUUUAACAGAAUCCUUUGUAAACUAUUAAUUGCUUUGAGUUCAGUGUGCUAUGAUGUACAGAUGUCAUGCCUGUCUAUUUGUCUUUUGUAAUGUUGUUAUGAAAUGUAUCUAUUUAUUAUCAAUGCCUAAGUCCUUGUAUUGUGAUUGUGUUCAGUCUCAUCACAAAGCAUUGUCAGUAAAGAUUAACCAUGACCCAUA
Electrophorus electricus (electric eel) is the source of this 1686-nucleotide messenger RNA. RefSeq names its product purine nucleoside phosphorylase 5a (gene pnp5a). Gene Ontology annotation, biological process: nucleoside metabolic process. Lineage: Eukaryota; Metazoa; Chordata; Actinopteri; Gymnotiformes; Gymnotidae. Gene Ontology annotation, molecular function: purine-nucleoside phosphorylase activity. Gene Ontology annotation, cellular component: cytoplasm. The record is from RefSeq and is a predicted model, not a curated record.